AUGGAGAGGGCGGCCCAGGGCGCGGACGGCGGCGGGGGCAGCAACAGCAGCAGCCGCAGCAGCAGCCGCGCCACCUCGGCCGGCUCCUCGCCCUCCUGCUCCCUGGCGGGCCGGGGGGUCUCCGGCCGGGCGGCGGCGGCCGGGCUGGGCGGCGGGGGCAGCCGCAGCAGCCCGGGCUCGGUGGCGGCUAGCCCGUCCGGAGGAGGCGGCCGCCGGCGGGAGCCGGCACUCGAGGGCGUGCUCAGCAAAUACACCAACCUCCUCCAGGGCUGGCAGAACAGGUACUUUGUUCUGGACUUCGAGGCUGGCGUCCUGCAGUACUUCGUGAAUGAGCAAAGCAAACACCAGAAGCCCCGAGGCGUGCUGUCUCUGUCCGGGGCCAUCGUGUCGCUGAGCGACGAAGCCCCCCACAUGCUGGUCGUGUAUUCUGCCAGCGGAGAGAUGUAUAGAUUGAGAGCUGCCGAUGCAAAAGAGAAACAGUUCUGGGUGACUCGGCUUCGAGCUUGUGCCAAAUACCACAUGGAGACGAACUCUAAGAGUACUCCAAGCUCCCGAAGCCGAAGUCUCACUUUGCUCCCCCACGGAACACCCAAUUCUGCGUCUCCCUGUAGCCAGAGACACCUCAGUCUGGGGGCCCCCGGUGUUGUCACAAUCACGCAUCACAAGUCGCCUGCAGCCGCCCGGAGAACCAAGAGUCAGUACCCCGGCCAGCUCCACGAAGUCAGAGAGAUGAUGCACCAGGUGGAGGGGCAGCAGAAGAACCUGGUGCACGCCAUCGAGUCCCUGCCGGGCUCCGGCCCGCUCACCGCCUUGGACCAGGACCUGCUGCUGCUCAAGGCCACGUCUGCUGCUACCCUCAGCUGCCUCGGGGAGUGCCUCAGCUUGUUACAGCAGAGCGUGCACCAGGUGGGCCAGCCCAGCCACAAGCCAGGGGCCUCCGAACACAUCCUGGGAUGGCCCGGGCCCAAGUCGCACUCCACAGAGCAGCUGAGGAGCGGGGCCCUCGGCUCUUUGCCUCCAGCCAGUGCCAACAUAACCUGGGCCGUUUUACCCAACUCCGCCGAGGACGGGCAGCCCUCGCAACCAGAGCCCGAGCCAAACUCGGGCCCCGACUUGGUUCUGUCCGAGGAUGAGAAGAGUGACAAUGAGGGCGAGGAAGAGGCGGAGCUGGGCGUCAUGGAGGACCAGCGAAGCGUGAUUCUGCAUCUCAUCUCGCAGCUCAAGCUUGGGAUGGACUUGACCAAGGUGGUGCUCCCCACGUUCAUCCUGGAGAAGCGGUCCUUGCUGGAGAUGUACGCGGACUUCAUGGCGCAUCCAGACCUGCUGCUGGCCAUCACCGCCGGGGCCACGCCGGAGGAGAGAGUGAUUUGCUUCGUGGAGUAUUAUCUCACGGCCUUUCACGAGGGCCGCAAGGGGGCCUUGGCCAAGAAGCCCUACAACCCCAUCAUCGGCGAGACGUUUCACUGCUCCUGGGAAGUUCCCAAGGACAAGGUCAAGCCGAGGAGGACUGCUGCCCCCUGUCCCGCAGACCCGCCCGCGCGCCCGGGGGCCGAGGACCCUUCCCAGAGCUACAAACUCAGGUUUGUGGCUGAGCAGGUGUCCCAUCACCCGCCCAUCUCCUGCUUCUACUGUGAGUGCAAGGAGAAGAGACUGUGCGUCAACACUCACGUAUGGACCAAGAGCAAGUUCAUGGGCAUGUCCGUGGGCGUCUCCAUGAUAGGGGAAGGCGUGCUGCGGCUGCUGGAGCAUGGGGAGGAGUAUGUGUUCACCCUGCCGAGUGCCUACGCCCGGUCCAUCCUCACCAUUCCCUGGGUAGAGCUGGGAGGCAAAGUCAGCAUCAGCUGUGCCAAGACCGGGUACUCGGCGACAGUGAUCUUCCACACGAAGCCGUUCUACGGGGGCAAGGUGCACAGGGUCACGGCAGAAGUGAAGCACAACCCGACCAACACCAUUGUCUGUAAAGCCCACGGGGAAUGGAACGGCUCCCUGGAGUUCACCUACAGCAACGGAGAAACCAGAGUCAUUGACACGGCCACCUUGCCGGUGUACCCCAAGAGGAUCCGGCCUCUCGAGAAGCAGGGGCCCAUGGAGUCCAGGAACCUCUGGCGGGAGGUGACCCGAUACCUGCGGCUGGGGGACAUCGAUGCAGCCACGGAGCAGAAGCGGCGCCUGGAGGAGAAACAGCGAGUGGAGGAGCGGAAGAGAGAGAACCUGCGCGCACCAUGGCGACCCAAGUAUUUUAUCCAGGAGGGCGACGGCUGGGUGUACCUCAGUCCCCUCUGGAAGGCACACUGACCAGGAAGAGAGCAGAGUUUUCUGAGACAGCCCUAUUUCGGGGAGGAAUUAAAAGUGGUACAGGAUCACGGUUCCGUUGGCACUUGCUGAAAACUCUUGUUAGCAUUCGAGAAAUGGUAACGGAGGUUAUCUACUGUGAAACUGCACCUGCAAACUCCGCUGGAACAUCGGAUCUCUUCAAGAGCCAUUGGGGCAUGUGUGUGUUCAUACUGUGUCCACACACACACACACACACACGGGAUGAUACACCUGCUGAGUGUUAUGACACAUGUAAAUACUGCACUCACCAGGGUUUAAGUGAGUCACCAUAAGCUUUUUAUCAAUGAAGUUUGGAUUUUUCUAUUUUUCACUUUGCCAAAAACGUUUUGCACUUACCAAAUUGUUCUGGAUUGGCGCAGUCCAGCUGAUGUCCACGUGGUAGAAAGUGGCUCAUUCCUGGUAAAAGUUUGGGGGGCGAUCAAGUCAAAAUUAUUGUUAUGAUUCUGACCUCUCUCUCUGCCUUAGCAUCUUGUCCAUUCUCAAUAAGGACGGUUACUGCUGGAGGGGGGUAGCAGGAACUGUCCAGGGUUUGUACCUGAGCCCCUUGGGAGAUGAGCCAGGCCCCACAAUGUUUCUCUGGGACAGUGUCUCAAAGCACUGGUCAUAUGUUUUUCAGAAGCUGUUUCAUUUACAGAAAAACAAAAUCAUAAGGAGACGUCACUACUUUCAUGAUGAAAAAAAGGGCUUUAGAAGUCAAAUACACACAAGCACAUACAAACACGCACAGCCACCACCCCAAACUUAUAUGCAGUUCGGGGAACAACAAAAUAACUUCCUGCAAAUUUUGUGUCUUAAGUGCAUCUCUCUGGUUUGAUCCAAACUACACACACACACACACACACACAAAAGCCACUGUGAUGAGAACAUACAUAAAACCUACAUACAUGUGCUCCAUGGUUUCAGCUGAAUUUUAGUCUGCAGCCUUGACAUUGAGAUCAAAGACAUGACCAAGAUAAAAAUCAAGGGAAAAAAUGACUUGAUUUUUGCUCAAUGCUUAAUUUAUUUUUUAUUGUACCACUCCAAUGAUAUUUAUAAAAUCCAAUAGCAUGAACGCUUCUCUGUAGUAAUACUAAUUUUGUGCCUUUUGUCUGAUUUCUUAAGACCAAUUGUUCACACUUUGUAGAUAUUAGACAAAUAUAUUUC
Messenger RNA from Lepus europaeus (European hare), 3477 nucleotides. RefSeq names its product oxysterol binding protein like 10 (gene OSBPL10). Lineage: Eukaryota; Metazoa; Chordata; Mammalia; Lagomorpha; Leporidae. Gene Ontology annotation, molecular function: cholesterol binding. The record is from RefSeq and is a predicted model, not a curated record. The coding region runs from base 1 to 2295 and encodes 764 amino acids. The transcript has 12 exons. Gene Ontology annotation, cellular component: cytosol; intracellular membrane-bounded organelle; membrane.